AUGUUUCUCAUGCGCAUGGCCGCCUUGGCCGUCAUCACGACCGGCGUCCUUAAUCUAGUACCUUCUACAGCCGCCGUUGCUAUCAAGGGUACGGGUUCUCUCUCUUCGUCUCAGUUCAUGCAAGAGACCGUCCUUCGCGACGUGAUUGCCGACUCGACUGCUGGACAUGUCAAGCAGCGCCGCGACGCCGUUCACCGUUGCUACGAGCCUGCCUCGGAAGUUGGCGAAGUCCCCUCUGCCGAUGACUGCCUUGGCGCGAUCAAGCAACUCCGAACCGUGCAAAAUGAUAUCACGGUCAAACUAGUUGAGGGUUGCUACCACGCCGUGUCUGGCAACUGCACCGCCUCCGUCUGCCCCCAGCGCAUCGGUACCUCGACUAUCUCCCCUGCGCUUGCCGCUCAGUACCUUUCCGACUCGGUGAUGAGCGAGUGCAUCUCGAAGGGCCAUCGCGGCUGCUGCUACACGUACGUGCACAUGCAGCGCCCGCGGGACGCCGACAUGUUCGAGGACUUCUGCAAGGACAAGCUGCCCGACGACGACAUCUACGUGCCGCCGCAUCACCAGCCCAUCAACCCGGAGGACGAGGACGACGUCGUGCCCGACCAGCACGCCGCCUUCGGCAUCCAGAAAGCUACCCAGCGCAGCAGGGAGGCCGCUUGGAAGGAUUUGGGGCUUGCUGAGCUCAUGGGUAAGGGACCUGCGGUGGGGAAGUCGGGGGGUGCGGGUCGAGCUUCGUAUAAGGGUCUGCCGCGAUGA
This is a messenger RNA of Daldinia vernicosa, 756 nucleotides long. Its product is annotated as Apc13p protein-domain-containing protein. The transcript has 3 exons. Gene Ontology annotation, biological process: positive regulation of mitotic metaphase/anaphase transition. The coding region runs from base 1 to 756 and encodes 251 amino acids. NCBI's taxonomy places the organism in Eukaryota, Fungi, Ascomycota, Sordariomycetes, Xylariales, Hypoxylaceae. Gene Ontology annotation, cellular component: anaphase-promoting complex. The record is from RefSeq and is a predicted model, not a curated record.